Messenger RNA from Drosophila obscura, 1733 nucleotides. RefSeq lists its product as uncharacterized. Lineage: Eukaryota; Metazoa; Arthropoda; Insecta; Diptera; Drosophilidae. The coding region runs from base 221 to 1711 and encodes 496 amino acids. The record is from RefSeq and is a predicted model, not a curated record. The transcript has 2 exons.
ACGCAUAAAAUAUCGAUAAAAACACAAGAUAUUUCAAGCUAAACUGAAAGAGAAAUCUGUCACACGUUGAGUCGACAUUUAAUUGUGGGAAAGUUGUUUUUCAAAUAAGCAAAAAAAAAACUCAGUUAGCACUGGGAUUCAAUUCAGUCCAGAGCUAGAUCCAUAGUCGAAUUCUGGCAUAAAAUAUAUUUACUGGCAGGCGGAAAACAGCCCCAACAUAAUGAAAGGCAUGUCAAAGUCAAGCUCGCAGGAGCAGAAAUCGAAGAUAAUGGUGCCCCCUGGAUUUUGGCCGGAGCAAAUCGAGCGGUGUGCUGUGCCCCAGAACCAGAUCAAGACUUUGGUCCAGGAAAGCGGCAUCAAGCCGACCACGCCGCUGUCGCUACAAUCAAAGCUAAGCUCGCAAGGCUUCGGCCCAAUAUACAUGGAGCCGGAAGUAACCCUAAGCGAAUCAGAACGAAGUUUCUGCAGCAUUUUCAAUGCAGGGCGCCAGCACAGACUGCAUCCGACUAGCAAGCUCUGGGUCCCACCCCGUUCCCAUAGAUCCAAAAGGGAGAAGACACAGAAAUACGCGGAAACAGCAGAGCCAUCGGAUACCACUGGCAACUGUUACGUAGUGUGGCAGCUCCAAACGAUGUCAUGCGCCAAAAGCCAGAUGAAGAAAGCUAAGUGCCAGCUGGCUGCCCAUGAUGUCAUGCUGUUGGCGAUCUGCAAUUACUGGUUCGAUGACCUGGAGAUACGGAUCGAGUCCGAGGUGCUUCACGUCGAUCGGUUUCUGUUCUCGCAUUUCGCCAAGAACUUUCGUGACUGCAGAGACUGCGACCUGCAGAUUCCCUUGGAGAAUGUGGACAUGUGCCUGCUGCGCAAAAUCUACGACUGGAUGCUCGGGAAUGAGCAGGGCAUUCGGAUCAACAGACAGCUGAUACCCUUCUUCCAGGCAGCCAAGUUCCUGGGCAUCGACGAGCUGCUCGACCAGUUCUGGGCCGUGUUCAGUCGGAACCCCGUCGGCGGCGUCUGGGAGCAGAAUGCCAUCGACACCUAUCUGUCGGCCCGCACCCAUCACUGCGAGCAAAUGAUGAUCAUGAUGCUGUCCCGUGUCCGCAAGGGCUUCCUGCCAUGGGUUGCCUCGCGGGAGUUCCUCGAGCUGGAUGCCCAGCAGCUGGUCUUCCUGCUGCGCUUGAAAACGAUCUGCGUGAAUGGCGAGGAGGAGGUCUUCUUCGCCUGCCUCCUCUGGCUGGAGCACGCGUGGCAGGAGCGCCAGCAAUACGUCUCCCAAUUGAUGUCCAACAUGCACUUCUGCCUUCUCCCGGCCUGGCUGCUGCGCACUGUCGAGACUCAGUGCGAGAACCAGAUGCUCGCUGAGGUUUUCAAGUCCCCAGACUUCCAGGACUGGCUCUUUGAGCAGAUCAGGGACGCUCUAUCGAUCUCCGUCAGCAUGGAGUCGGCUCGGUACGCCACUAUAUUCAAAACGCCAAAUAUCGGGGAGCUCGAACGCUCGUGGGUCUACUGCGGGGACGUGCCCCACCACCACGAUAGCCAAUGCCCGAACUAUCGACAGCUCAGCUACCGCACCUUUAAGCUGUUCCUGCAGCGCCUGCAGCAGCAGCCCGACACCUACAUGAAGAGCCUCAAGUGCAUACAAAACAGGGCCUGGCACAGCUUUCGCUGCUGUCGCGAUGUCCUCAAAACUUCAAAACAAAGCUUACCCAGAUAAAUAAUAAAAACAUACGUACAUC